AUGGGGGGGAAGGACUCUCAGGGAAGGGCAGGACCCCAGGGCACGUCCCAGCUAGCUUGGGAGGUGUCUCUUGGCUUCCUGCUGGGGUUGGGGGCUGGGCCGCAGAGAGGGCAGGUGGUGAAGUUUCAGGCCACCAGGGACCGUUGGAUUGUGCCGUGUGAGCCAGGCCAGGACCCCUCCGCCGGAGCAGGGGGUGACGGGUCUCUCUCUCCUUUGCCCCAGGGCCCCGACAAAGCCCGCUCUCAGCUGCUGAUUGUGGACCGGAGCUUCGACCUGGUGUCCCCACUGCUGCACGAGCACACCUACCAGGCCAUGGCCUACGACCUGCUCAGCAUUGAGAACGACACCUACAAGUACGAGACGACAGGGACCAGCGUCUCGCGGGAGAAGGAGGCGCUGCUGGACGAAAACGACGAACUCUGGGUGCAGCUACGCCACAUGCACAUCGCUGAUGUCUCCAAGAAGGUGACGGAGCUGCUGCACACCUUCUCUGAGAGCAAGAGGCUGACCACGGACAAGGCCACCAUCAAGGACCUGUCCCAGAUGGUGAAGAAGUUGCCUCAGUACCAGAAAGAGCUGAACAAGUACGCCACACACUUGAACCUGGCUGAGCACUGCAUGCAGCACUUCAUAGGAUCGGUGGAGAAGCUGUGCGGCGUGGAGCAGGACCUGGCCAUGGGGAUGGACGUGGAUGGGAAGAAGAUCAAAGACCCCAUGAAGAUCAUCGUGCCCGUCCUGCUGGACCCCAGCGUGCAGGCCUACGACAAGCUCCGCAUCAUCCUGCUCUACAUCUUGAACAACGGUGUGAGCGCGGAGGCCAUCAGCAGGCUGAUCCAGCAAGCCAGCAUCCAGCAGCAGGGUGACAUCAUCUACAACAUGGAGCGCCUGGGCACCUCCUUCAUGCCUGGGAGUGGGCAGCUGCAACCCAAGAGGAAGGUGCGGCUGGAGUCCACCUACCACCUCUCCCGCUGGACCCCCAGGCUCAAGGACGUCAUGGAGGACAUCACUGAGGACAGACUGGACAGGGAGCUGUGGCCCUUCCUCUCAGACCCGGUCCCUUCCACCAGCUCCCAGGCUGCUGUCAGCACCCACUUCUGGCAUUGGCACAAGAACAGGCCAGCGGCCGAGAACCUGACGGGCCAGCGCCUCAUCAUCUACGUGCUGGGUGGGGUGUCCAUGUCUGAGAUGCGCUGCGCCUACGAAGUGACCCAGGCCAGCGAGGGCAAGUGGGAGGUGGUGAUCGGUUCCAGUCACAUCCUGACCCCCAGGCGCUUCCUGGAUGACGUCCAAACCCUCGACCAGCUGGCCCCCGAGGAGGCCUAGAAGCAGCCCCCUCCUCCCAGAGACUCUGCCCCCCACAGCUCGCUGCCCCCAGCUCCACCUGCUUUUCUCAACAAGGCACCUU
Molecule: messenger RNA, 1405 nt
Organism: Mauremys mutica (yellowpond turtle)
Lineage: Eukaryota; Metazoa; Chordata; Testudines; Geoemydidae
Product: syntaxin-binding protein 2-like
Exons: 12
Coding region: 1-1323 (440 amino acids)
Biological process (GO): neurotransmitter secretion; vesicle-mediated transport; intracellular protein transport
Cellular component (GO): secretory granule; plasma membrane
Molecular function (GO): syntaxin-3 binding
Source: RefSeq, a predicted model, not a curated record